Molecule: messenger RNA, 1668 nt
Organism: Torulaspora delbrueckii
Lineage: Eukaryota; Fungi; Ascomycota; Saccharomycetes; Saccharomycetales; Saccharomycetaceae
Gene: PGI1
Product: glucose-6-phosphate isomerase
Exons: 1
Coding region: 1-1668 (555 amino acids)
Biological process (GO): gluconeogenesis; glucose 6-phosphate metabolic process; glycolytic process
Cellular component (GO): cytosol
Molecular function (GO): monosaccharide binding; carbohydrate derivative binding; glucose-6-phosphate isomerase activity
Source: RefSeq, a predicted model, not a curated record
AUGGCUUCUCAAAACACUUUUUCCGACUUUAAAUUGGCCACUGAAUUGCCAGCUUGGUCUAAAUUGCAACAAUUGCAUGACACUCAAGGUGAAAAAAUUUCUGUCAAGGAAGAAUUCGCCAAGGACCCAAAGCGUUUUGAAAAAUACUCUAGAACUUUCAACAACUACGAUGGUUCCAAGAUUUUGUUCGAUUUCUCCAAGAACUUGGUUAACGAUGAAAUUUUGUCUGCAUUGAUCGAAUUGGCCAAGGAAGCCAAGGUUGCUGAUUUGAGAGAUGCUAUGUUCGCUGGUGAACACAUUAACUUCACUGAAGACCGUGCUGUGUACCACGUUGCUUUGAGAAACAGAUCUGAUAAGGUUAUGAAGGUCGAUGGUAAGAACGUUGCUCCAGAAGUCGAUUCGGUUCUAGAACACAUGAAGGAAUUCAGUGAACAAGUCCGUUCUGGUGAAUGGAAGGGUUACACCGGUAAGAAAAUCACUGACAUUGUCAACAUUGGUAUUGGUGGUUCCGAUUUGGGUCCAGUUAUGGUCACCGAGGCUUUGAAGCACUACGCUUCUGACAUCAAGGCUUACUUCGUCUCUAACAUUGAUGGUACUCACAUUGCUGAGACUUUGAAGGUUGUUAACCCAGAGACUACUUUGUUUUUGAUUGCUUCCAAGACCUUCACCACUGCAGAGACUAUCACCAACGCUAACACCGCCAAGAACUGGUUCUUGUCCAAGACCGGAAACGAUCCAGCUAACAUUGCUAAGCAUUUCGUUGCCUUGUCUACCAACGAAACUGAAGUUGCCAAGUUCGGUAUUGACACAAAGAACAUGUUCGGUUUUGAAAACUGGGUCGGUGGUCGUUACUCCGUCUGGUCUGCUAUUGGUUUGUCCGUGGCUCUAUACAUCGGUUACGACAACUUUGAGGCCUUCUUGAAGGGUGCUGAAGCCGUUGACCAACAUUUCACUCAAACUCCAUUGGAAGACAACAUUCCAUUGUUGGGUGGUUUGUUGUCUGUCUGGUACAACAACUUCUUCGACGCUCAAACUCACUUGGUUGCUCCAUUCGACCAAUACUUGCACAGAUUCCCAGCUUACUUGCAACAACUAUCGAUGGAAUCUAACGGUAAGUCUGUCACCAGAGGUAACGUUUUCUCAAACUACUCCACCGGUUCCAUCCUAUUUGGUGAACCAGCCACCAACGCUCAACACUCUUUCUUCCAAUUGGUCCACCAAGGUACCAAGAUCAUCCCAGCUGAUUUCAUCUUGGCUGCUCAAUCUCACAACCCAAUUGAGAACAACUUGCACCAAAAGAUGUUGGCCUCCAACUACUUUGCUCAAGCUGAAGCUUUGAUGGUCGGUAAGGAUGAACAGCAAGUUAAAGCUGAAGGUGCCACUGGCGGUCUAGUACCACACAAGGUCUUUUCCGGUAACAGACCAACCACUUCUAUCUUGGCUCAAAAGAUUACUCCAGCUACCUUGGGUGCUUUGAUUGCUUACUACGAGCACGUUACUUUCACUGAAGGUGCCAUCUGGAACAUCAACUCUUUCGACCAAUGGGGUGUUGAAUUGGGUAAGGUCUUGGCUAAGGUUAUCGGUAAGGAACUAGACAACUCUAGCAAGAUCGAAGCUCACGAUGCUUCCACCAACGGUUUGAUCAACCAAUUCAAGCAAUGGUUGUAA